AAUUUAAAGAACAGGGAGUUAAAACUCAUCCCUAAAUUCAAAUUUGAUGAUUUGCAACAAAAUUCCCAGUUAGCUCGGUUGACCUUGCAAUCUCGGCCAGAAGAUGUCUAUUUCUGUGAAGCGGAAGACGGUGCUUUCGCCGCAGGAGCUCCUGAAGACCCUCAAUCUCUCCGGCGACGAGGAGCUGGACCAGCAGAUCCAGAACUGGGUUUUGUGGGACCGCAACGAGGCGACACUUAACCAGGUUCUGGAGGCGGUCAGGGACGAGGACUGGGAGGCUCUGCGCGUGAGGCUGUGCCACAGGAUCACCUACUUGGCCACCGGACUGAGGGGAGGAAUGCGAGCGGGGUUCGACUCCCUGAACGAUGUGGUGAUCAUCGAGGCGGCCCAGGGCAUUUGUGCCUACCUCAUCGAUGCUUAUCCGAGUAUCCAGAAGCGGCAAACCCAGGGAAUUGUGGUCGGUUACGAUGGGCGGUACAACAGCAAGCGAUUCGCCCAAUUGAUUGCCACUGUGUUCCUCAACAACGACUUCAAGGUGUUUCUCUUCACCCGGAUGACCCCGACUCCAUUCAUCCCCUUCACCAUUGUGACCCUCAAUUGCCUGGCGGGGAUCGUGAUCACCGCCUCGCACAAUCCCAAGGAGGACAAUGGCCUCAAGGUCUACUGGUCGAAUGGAGCUCAGGCGAUGGCGCCGCACGAUCAGCGGAUUCGUGACUACAUGAUGAAGAACCUGGAGCCGAAGCCCUCGUCUUGGGAAACCUCCCAGCUGGUCGAUCACCAGAUGGUGGAGGAUCCCUAUCGACAGAUCUAUCCACUGUUCUAUGAGACCUUGAAGAAGCUCCUUCCUCCGGUUUAUCUGGAGACCAAUGAGUGCAGUCAGCUGAGGUUCGUUUACACACCUCUCCACGGAGUUGGGUUUCCCUUCAUGAGAGAGGCCUUCUACCAGGCAAGACUUAAGCCGGUGAUUCCCGUCCUAGAGCAGAAGGAUCCCGACCCGGAGUUCCCCACUCUGGUCAAUCCAAAUCCAGAAGAGGGCAAAGAUGCCUUUAAGUUGGCCAUCAGAAAGGCGGAGGCGGAGCACUGCACCCUGGUGCUGGCCAAUGACCCAGAUGUGGAUCGCCUGGCCAUUGCUGAGUUGAAUCCCCGUGGUCGCUGGAAGAUAUUCAAUGGCAACGAAAUAGCCGCCUUGCUGGGAUGGUGGGCUCUGGAGAACUACAAAACCCGAACUCCAAAGCCAAUUGUCUCCAAUUGCGUGAUGAUAUCCACACUGAUCAGUUCCCGAAUCCUUUCGGCAAUGGCAAGAAUUGAAGGAUUCGUUUUUGUGGAGGGAUGGCCCAGUUUUCCCUGGAUGGCACAUCGAGCAUUGGAGCUGCAAAAAUCCGGGAGGACAGUACUCUUCGCAUUCGAGGAUUGUUUUGGUUACAUGUUCGGGAUGAGUUUGCCGGACAAGGAUGGCAUUGGAGCAGCCAUGCAGUUGGCCUCCAUGGCGUGUUACCUUCGCAGCACCAGGAAUGUGACUCUGAUCGAGAAGCUGAGGGAGAUUUACGAAACCUACGGCUAUCACUCCUCGACUUCCUCGGUUUUCGUGGCUGACAGUCCCGAUGAUAUCGUCAGUAUUUUUGACCACUUGCGGAAUUUCAAGGAGGGCGGAGGAUAUCCCAAUUGCAUUUUGGAGGGCGAAUUCGAGGUGGUCCAUAUCCGGGAUCUGACCACCGGACUGGACACCUCCUAUAGCGAUGAAAAGGCUCGCAUGCCCAUCAAUCCGGAUGCCCAGCUGAUCACCUUUACCUUUACCAAUGGCUAUAUAGUCACCCUUCGAUCGGCUGCCAACGAUCUCAAGAUCAAACUCAACGCUGAAAUCUGCGGUUUGCCGGAGGAGAGGGAGUGGGAGGAGCUCCACGACAAGCUCACCCGGAUGACCAAUGCCGUUGUGGAGGAGUUCCUGGCGCCCGAGGAGACUGGUCUCGUGGAUGCCUCCGUAAUUCAACCUGUUUAGUUUAGUAAUUUUGGAUUAUAAGGUUUUAUUAAAUAAAAUAAAGUUAAUAAAAUCAAAAA
Molecule: messenger RNA, 2055 nt
Organism: Drosophila ficusphila
Lineage: Eukaryota; Metazoa; Arthropoda; Insecta; Diptera; Drosophilidae
Product: glucose 1,6-bisphosphate synthase
Exons: 2
Coding region: 104-1996 (630 amino acids)
Biological process (GO): carbohydrate metabolic process; purine ribonucleoside salvage
Molecular function (GO): phosphopentomutase activity; magnesium ion binding
Source: RefSeq, a predicted model, not a curated record